Messenger RNA from Labeo rohita (rohu), 945 nucleotides. RefSeq names its product olfactory receptor 52D1-like. The transcript has a single exon. Gene Ontology annotation, molecular function: G protein-coupled receptor activity; olfactory receptor activity. Bases 1 to 945 code for a protein of 314 amino acids. Gene Ontology annotation, cellular component: membrane. Lineage: Eukaryota; Metazoa; Chordata; Actinopteri; Cypriniformes; Cyprinidae. The record is from RefSeq and is a predicted model, not a curated record. Gene Ontology annotation, biological process: G protein-coupled receptor signaling pathway.
AUGAGGGAUAACAUGACUUAUCCUGUGAUACUGACACUUAUGGUGCCCAAAGACACUAAAUCAUAUAGGCACAUGUAUUUUAUUUGUUUUCUUGCUGUAUAUCUCUUUAUAUUGGCAAUUAAUAUUCGUCUUGCUAUGGUCAUUAUCAUGGAGAAAGCACUUCAUGCACCAAUGUACAUAUUCUUGUGUCAUAUGUGUAUAAAUGGGGUUUAUGGAGCCUCAGGAUUCUACCUUAAAAUUCUGUCUGAUUUAAUAUUGGAUUCAUAUGUGAUCUCCCCAGACAUGUGUACUGUGCAAGCCUUUGUUAUCUACAGCUCUUUACUUUCUGAGAUCACAAUAUUAACAGUGAUGGCUUAUGAUAGAUUUGUAGCCAUAUGUAAACCUUUAGACUAUCAUUCCAAAUUAACUACAAACACCUGUGUGAAAUUAAUUCUGUUCUCAUGGCUGUUUCCAUACUCCUUUAUAGCUUUACCAAUCCUGUUAGCAAAGUUGAGGCCCUUUUGUAAAUAUCACAUUGACAAAUUCUAUUGUGACACCUGGUCAAUUGUAAAACUGUCUUGUGAAUCAAGUUUUGUUAACAACGUCAUUGGAUAUGUCCUGAUUGUCACAUUUAAUAUCUUUAUAGUUUUUAUCAUAGUGUCCUACAUCAAACUGAUCUCUGCAUGUAAAGCAUCUUUAGAAAACAGAAGGAAAUUCUGGCAAACAUGUCUCCCACACCUAUUUUCACUUAUAAAUUUCACUAUUGCUUUGCUGUUUGAUGUUAUGUAUAGCAGAUAUGGUGCAAAUGACAUUCCAGAGAGUCUGCGUAAUUUUUUGGCUCUAGAACUGCUGAUAGUCCCACCGGUGUUCAAUCCUCUAAUCUAUGGGUUAAAUAUUAAAGCAGUGCGCACAAGAAUUUUCCCUUCAUGUGUUCCAUCAAGAGUAAAUGUUUCUCCAAAAAUCUAA